This is a messenger RNA of Heterostelium album PN500, 912 nucleotides long. RefSeq lists its product as uncharacterized. NCBI's taxonomy places the organism in Eukaryota, Evosea, Eumycetozoa, Acytosteliales, Acytosteliaceae. The coding region runs from base 1 to 912 and encodes 303 amino acids. The transcript is spliced from 4 exons. Gene Ontology annotation, cellular component: lysosomal membrane. Gene Ontology annotation, biological process: positive regulation of TORC1 signaling. The record is from RefSeq and is a predicted model, not a curated record.
AUGGGUCAGCAUUGGUUUACAUCAGUUACAUUCCCUCUCUUUGUAUUAUAUUUAAUUAUCACAUUGGUGGUUGCAUUCCAAAUAGGAAGAAUCAUAUAUAAUAAAUUUGGAUUCUUACUUUUAGGAUUUUUAUGGGGAAUCAUUAGAACAGUUUUUUGGCUGACGUUCUUCCAGAUUACAAAUCCACUCAUUGCCGAUCUACUGCUGAAUAUUCCAAUUAAUAUUCAAUUUGCGACUUAUUCUCUACUCGUACUCUUUUACGCACAUGUUGUACAUCGACAAACCUGGGAGAAAUCAACUAAAAAGAUAUUUACUAUUACCUAUUGUAGUGUCAACCUAAUACUCUUAAUUUUACAAUGUGUUUCGAUUCUUGCAUUCUAUGGAUGGAGACUUCAUUUCAUUAUUAGUUCAACAAAGAGUGCUCAACUACAAUCACAACUUCCAAUAUCGAUUAUACCAAUUACAUUUAUUAUAUUUUUGAGUUUUACAUCUCGAUGUAUAUUUGAUUUUGUAUCGGCACUUGGCAGUAUUCCAGGUAUCAAUUUGGAUUGUGGAUCGUUGAAGCAGAGUGUGACGAUCAUUAUCAGCUACUUUGUUUGGGAGAUUCUACCGUACAUUUUGAUUCUGGUGCUCUUCUGGAGAAUUCCAUCGACACAGAUCGGAGGACUCAAGCGAAACAAGAACAACCUGACGUACCCACAAACACCGGCACCAGGACGUGUCAUCAACCAAGGACAGCAACCAGGUGCACUUGCACGUCUCUUCCUAGACCCACAGCGUUACGACUCUGACGACGAAACCACCACACUUCUUUAUAAAAACAGUCCCGCCAACCUGUACAACGGCAGAAACUCCCCAUACAGUACAACUCCUAUCGAUGAACACCACGACUCUGAACAAGGUUCCUAUUAG